AUGGCUCGUAUGCAUGUGCUCGCCGAUGCGCUGAAGGCUAUCGUCAACGCCGAAAGGGCCAACAAGAAGCAGGUCCUCAUCCGUCCUUCUUCUAAGGUCAUCGUCAAGUUCCUCCGAGUCAUGCAGAAGCAUGGCUACAUCGGCGACAUCGAGAUCAUUGACGAUAAGCGCGCUGGCAAGAUUGUCAUCAACCUCAACGGGCGCAUCAACAAGUGCGUGUGCAUCAACCCCAGAUAUGACGUUGCCAUCAACGAUAUGGAGAAGAUCACCUCCCAGCUGUUGCCUUCUCGUCAAUUCGGCUACGUCGUGCUGACCACUUCCAAGGGAAUCAUGGAUCACGAGCAAGCCAGAAGGAGCCAUCAGGGUGGCAAGAUCCUGGGUUAUUUCUUCUAG
Messenger RNA from Gregarina niphandrodes, 393 nucleotides. Its product is annotated as 40S ribosomal protein S15a. Gene Ontology annotation, molecular function: structural constituent of ribosome. Lineage: Eukaryota; Apicomplexa; Conoidasida; Eugregarinorida; Gregarinidae. Gene Ontology annotation, biological process: translation. Bases 1 to 393 code for a protein of 130 amino acids. Gene Ontology annotation, cellular component: ribosome; cytosolic small ribosomal subunit. The transcript has 2 exons. The record is from RefSeq and is a predicted model, not a curated record.